GAGACCGGAGCUGAAAUCGAGUCAGACGCUCAACCAACUGAGCCACCCAGGCACCCCUAAUUAUUUUUAAAAUACAGAGACAUCAGUUGGAUUUUUCAAAAGCCUGUGUUCGCUUUUGAGAGACACCCCACCAUACGGGUGCGGCUGUUCCUGGCGCUCUGGGUGGGGGCGUGUGGCCAGGACUCCCGGUGCCUCUGUGGUGGCCACGAGGUGCCCAGAUGAGACACUGUAAAAACUAAGCAAUCGAGGUUAUUUGUCUGGACUCUCAGUGAGUCUCCAGCUUCUCCCAUCUAGUACUUGGGGGGUUCCAGAGGGGCGAGAGUUUUGUGGGGGGCUCUGUGAGAUGGUCUGGGUCUGGUUCAUACCUCGUGAAAAACAUACACUUACUGAUGUUAGUGCUUUCUGUUAAGCAGUCAGAAUUCCAUCCCACCCUGACCCUUGUGCCUUGCACCUUGUGACGAGCUUCCCAGCCUCCCUGCAGUCCAGGCCUCUUGAGGAAACCCCAACGGGACCCCCUCCUUCAGGGCGAGCUGUGGGGAUCCCACAUUUUACACAGGGGUGAGGCCCGUGGGCCCAGGUGUGCUUCCACGACUGGCUGGUCUGGGGGUCUUUGCUGUCUGUGACACAGCCCCAGCAGUGGGGACCCCAGGUUUCAGGUCACAGCCCUUCUGAACUGGUUCCGGGCCGUCAGCACAGGGGACCAGGACGGCACCUAUACUGCCACCUCCAGGCUGCCCAAGGGAAUUGCUGUGCAAACCGGGACAUCUUGUGACCCAUGAAACCCAGUGAUGUGGCGGCCCUGCCUCUUACCGACUCUGGGGGCCAAGCCUGGGCACUGGAGUGAGGCCUCAGUGUCUCUGCUCCAUCCAGGUGCUGUCUGCAGCCGGGCUCAGGACGCAGACCUCUGCCCAUCUGCUGCGGCCCCUCUGGCACCCCGCAGCCCACUCCGUGCCGCAGCCCCGUGGGCAGUGGGCCCACCCAGGCGCCCCCCCCAAACCCAGAGCCCCAGCUGCCUGCUGCUGCCCCAGCCCCGCCUCUCCCAUUCCCCAGGCCUUCCUGUGUGCUCUGCCCAGCCUGGCCCCGCCUUGGCCUUUCACCAGCUGCCUGAGGGCCCCUCCCUGCACUUCCUGGUCUUGGAAGAACUGUUCUCUCUCCCUGUCACUCAGCUCGGCCUGAGUGCCACCACGAGCAGCCUCUCACUGUGUAGCCUUGAUUAGCUGUCAUUUACUCCAGCUGAGCCACAGUCCCCCCCCACAGAGGGAGGUGUGUGUGGGCCUUGUGGGCCUCAGGCAGGUCAGAUGGGUGGUUCAGUGGGGGACUCCAGGCAGAGGGGCAGAUACCCCAGAAGUGCCCCUGGGGCUGCAGGUUGGGUUUGAGGAGUGAGCAGCCUUCUCGGCCCUUUCUAGCCCGUGUGCUCAGCACAGUCUGGUGGGACGGCCUCUUCUGGGGGACAGGGCUCCUUUUCUCCACCUUGUACCUGCCCCUCUCUGGCGUGGAACCUGGCUGGGGCGGGUCUCCGCGUGUCCUAACCUAACAUCUUUCCUAAUGUGUGAAAACAAGAUAGCGCAGAGGGCUUGAUUACAAAGAAAUUUUACUUCCUGUUUUAUUGUCUAAAAUUUCACCGUGAACGUGCGUGCGUCUUCUCUUAUGUUGAAACGUGUGGAAUUGCCAACAACUGAUUGCCUUUGGCUUACUAGGCAGUGGCUCAGAUUGGUCAGGUGUCCUUGACUCCCAUCUGACACCCACGGCCUGUGUGCUGGGGAAGGGUCAGCAUCCCACCUUGCAGGUGACCCAGCAGGAAGCUGAGUCACGGUUGGCGCCCAGGACGCACUGUGGUGGCUUCGGCUGGGCACAGCCGAGUCUGAGGGCCAGAGGGGCCGUGGGCCGUGCCCACCUGAGUCAGCGGUGAGGGGGCUUUGACCUGGGCAGCGGUAUGCGAGCCGCCCUUGCUUCUCCUGAGGCCCGCAGCCAAACGGUGACCGUGUUGGGGGAGCGCACCCCCCUCCACCUGACCGAGGCCUGACAGCUCCUCCCACGGGGCUGAGCCGGUUCCACGGCCCAGCUCGGAUUCCUGUGUGGCUGGGACGUGCCACUGCACCCGGGGCGCUGGACAGAGCACGUCCCGACCUCUGAGGGCGGCCGAGCACUACCAGCCAGCUUAGUGGGGAGCAGGGCCCCUCAGGUCCAGCUUUGCCGUUGAAAGUGAUCCCAACGACUUUUUGUUUCAGAUACACGAUUGGCCAAGAGGAUUGUGUGAACGGUGAAGAGAUUAAAUAAGAUUUGUUUGAUUUUUAACUUGAGGGAGCUUUUUGGCCUUCGUUGUUUUAUACAGCCUCUCAGAAGUCACUCUCGGACCGUUGGGCUUUCAGGGCCGAGGUUGCAGAAAUUAAGUUGAUAGUGCAGAUGUGCAGUGGAGAGUUUUGGGGGCCGGUGUGACCGAAAUGCUAUGCACAAAGCAGUGGCGUCCUGCUCGUGAGCCAUGCGUGUGACCUGGGCGGGCGAUGAAGCUCAUAGAGGAUGUUAUGAGCGACCCCUCCCUUUGCAGAGACGCCUGGAAAGGGCACAUCCAGGACCCUGCCAGCCAGCGGUUGACGUGGAACAAGUCCCCAAAGAGUGUUCUUGUCAUCAAGAAGAUCCGGGACGCCAGCCUGCUGCAGCCCUUCAAGGAGCUCUGUGUGUACCUGAUGGAGGAGAACAACAUGAUUGUGUAUGUGGAGAAGAAAGUUCUAGAAGACCCUGCCAUAGUGAGCGAUGACAACUUUGGACCAGUGAAGAAGAAAUUCUGCACCUUCAGAGAAGAUUAUGAUGACAUUUCCAAUCAGAUCGAUUUCAUCAUAUGCCUGGGAGGGGAUGGGACCCUGCUUUAUGCCUCCUCCCUCUUCCAGGGCAGCGUGCCUCCGGUCAUGGCGUUCCACCUGGGUUCCCUGGGCUUCCUGACCCCCUUCAACUUUGAGAACUUUCAGUCCCAAGUUACUCAGGUGAUACAGGGCAACGCGGCUGUCAUUCUUCGGAGCCGGCUGAAGGUCAGGGUCGUGAAGGAACUCAGAGGGAAGAAGAUGGCCGUCCCCAACGGGGUCAGCGAGAACGGAGUGCUGGCCACGGACCUGGCCGCGGAGGCUGGGAAGCAGGCCAUGCAGUACCAGGUCCUGAACGAGGUGGUGAUCGACAGAGGCCCCUCCUCAUACCUGUCCAAUGUGGAUGUCUACCUGGACGGGCAUCUCAUCACCACGGUACAGGGUGACGGGGUGAUCGUCUCCACCCCGACGGGCAGCACGGCGUAUGCGGCCGCCGCCGGGGCCUCCAUGAUCCACCCCAACGUGCCGGCCAUCAUGAUCACGCCCAUCUGCCCCCACUCGCUGUCAUUCCGGCCCAUCGUGGUCCCCGCGGGGGUCGAGCUGAAGAUCAUGCUGUCACCGGAAGCCAGGAACACUGCGUGGGUGUCCUUCGAUGGACGGAAGAGACAGGAGAUCCGCCACGGAGACAGCAUCAGCAUCACUACCUCUUGCUACCCACUUCCCUCCAUCUGCGUCCGAGACCCCGUGAGCGACUGGUUUGAGAGCCUGGCGCAGUGUCUGCACUGGAACGUGCGGAAGAAGCAGGCGUACUUCGAGGAGGAGGAGGAGGAAGAACAGGAGGAGGAGGAGGAGGAGGAGAACGAGGGGGAGGAGGGGGAGGAGGGCUAGGCCUGAGCUCCUGCUGUCCACACCCGGGACCCCAGAGUCCCAAAGCUGUUCUGCUGCCUCCUUCCCCUCGCCCUCCGGGAGCGGGCUGGCCUGAGCACGUGUGCCGUGCGCCCCGCGCGCAGGCGUCACGGGUCACGGCGCUUUGGUCUGUAGCCAGAGGAAGAGCCGGGAUCUGCCUUUCGUCGACCAGAUCAGCUGUUUUUAACAUUUUAAAUCUGACUUCUUUUUUGCAUUUCUAAACAAGAAAAGUGAGUGACGGCGGGGGACUCUGAAGCAGACACCAUGCUUACCCGUGUUGUGGGUCAGAGCCUGGGUCCUGGGGCAGGGACACCCGGCUGGAUGUGCUUUUUGUAAUUUCUUGUCAGGAAACUUGUGCUUAAAUCAGUCUAUUGAAAUUCAGAGGGGAUCAGAAUGGAUUGAUCUGUCUUUCCAUGUCGAAAAUAAAUGUCUCGUAGCCAAAAAUCUCACUUUAAGCUACCACGAUUUCCCCCUUAAAUCUUGCACCUUUUUCGCCGAAAGGACUCGGAGGGGACGCUUCUGCAGAGAGCGGUUUGGUUUGAUCGGCUGACGAGCGGAGGGUCCCCUCUCCCUCCUGCGCCUCGUCUGGGCCUCCCCGCCGUGGCCCCCAGCCCUCCUCUCCUCCCUGCUGUGGGGUGACAGGUGCCAGCGCUGUGGCCCCACCGGCCCGGAGGACGCCUGGUAGGGGGUCAGGCCCACACACAUUCCUCACGAAGCCGGGACGGCGUCCUCUGCACCCUGGAAGAUAUUUUAAAUCCUGUGUCUACUUUGUAGAGAUGAUUUUAAACUUUCUGAACUGCUAUGUACAGAUUUUAUUGUACACUCUGAAGAUUUAAGAGGGAGGGGGAUUUGUACUGUUGGGAAAUGGAGCCUUGUUCCGAUGUUUGCACGCGUUCUGUGUGACGCCGUGUGCUGGGACCACUGUGUUCAGCAUCGUCGCCGUAGAGGUGACGGUCCAGGAGCGAAGGGUGCUUCUCCCUCGGGAAGCCACCGGUCAGCGAGGAAGGCGGUGCUGGGACGUUUUGUGUCCUUUCUGCUCUCGCUUCUCCCUGGGCGUCUUGGGCUUGCGAGGAAACUGCCAGCAUUCCAGUGGCCCCUCAGGCCGCGCGGGGCGUGUGCGCGUGGCUCCGGCCCCUGCUGGUUGUUGCCUGACAGAUGUCCUCCAGUCGGGCCUCUGUUUCGGAGUGACUGAUGUCUCUUUGAGCUACAUCGUUAACCUGUUAAGGUGGCAAGAACGGAAGGGACGGGGCUGGGCCUUGCUCUCCUGGAGGGUCACAGGCCUCGUUCUGGAGCUGCUAGAAAGGCUCCGGGGCCCUGGGUGCCACCACCUUCGGCCGGGGGUCUCCGCGCGGUGGGCUGUGCAGCCUGGGUGCCUGCGUCUGCCGCGUCCGUGGUUCAGCGUCUGUGGAGCUCGGCAGUCGGCGUGGGGCUCGAAAGGGAGGUGGGCCCUCACCGCCACCUGCCCACGGGCACGGGGCACCGCCAGAGGCCCGCCACCCGGCCUCCCUGGGGCAGAGAGGGGGCCGAACCAAAACUUGGCUUUAGGUCCAAAAGAGAGUGGCGUUCGGAAUUCAGGUCGUUCAUUUAGACCAAAAAAAAAAAAAAAAAAAAAAAAGCAAGUCUGAAAGGAGCAUGAUUUGGAGUGAUUUAGAAAACUUGGGAUUUUUUGAAGUAAUUCUUAAUGUUUCAUAUUGUUAAUAUCUUGAAAAUUUGUUAAAUGUUGUCGAAAGCCUUAUUACUAUUUUCAGAUUCUUUCAAUAAACAGACUUGUUUAAAAAGUUGGAUUGAGUUACA
Molecule: messenger RNA, 5495 nt
Organism: Neofelis nebulosa (Clouded leopard)
Lineage: Eukaryota; Metazoa; Chordata; Mammalia; Carnivora; Felidae
Gene: NADK
Product: NAD kinase
Exons: 10
Coding region: 2502-3683 (393 amino acids)
Biological process (GO): NADP+ biosynthetic process; NAD+ metabolic process
Molecular function (GO): NAD+ kinase activity
Source: RefSeq, a predicted model, not a curated record